Ostertagia ostertagi is the source of this 621-nucleotide messenger RNA. The record is from the annotation of a GenBank genome assembly. NCBI's taxonomy places the organism in Eukaryota, Metazoa, Nematoda, Chromadorea, Rhabditida, Trichostrongylidae.
AUGUGCAUGGUGGCUGUUCUUUUCGAUCGAAGUUCAAAACGAAUGUACAAGUUCAUUUUCCAUCUUUCGGCGCUCUUGUUCUUUGUUAUUCCACUUUCCAUUAUUUUUGUGCUACACAUAUUCAUCGCUAUCAAUGUCCGAUCUUCUCGCAAGGACAUCAAUCGUGCGGAUGAUCGUUGUGUCGACGACGGGAACUCUCGCCUGACUUUCAUUCUAGUGAGUAUCAUCUGCGCAUUGUUCGUCUGCCACCUGCCUUUUCAAAUUCAGCGACUGUCGUUCUUUUACUUGGAGAACGAGCAAUCCGUUUCGACACUUAAUCAGUACUUGUUUUUCAUAUCAGGUUUUUUGUUUUACCUGGCGCCUAUUGUAAAUCCAAUCCUGUACAAUGUGGUUUCCGCACGAUUCCGUAAAGCCUCGAAAGAUGUUCUUUUGUCGGUUUUCUACCCGCCAAAAAGAAGAGGACAAUCGGUGAUUCAGAAGAGGUCUUCUGUGAAAUACGCCACGUUACCAGAACACAUCAGAUUUAUAUGUCUGGAUGUUUACGGAUACACAUUUUGCAAGUCAUUCCAUCAACUUUGUGAUUUUGAUAAUAUUAUGGGUCUACUGUGUAUGUGCAAAUAA